Anthostomella pinea is the source of this 582-nucleotide messenger RNA. NCBI's taxonomy places the organism in Eukaryota, Fungi, Ascomycota, Sordariomycetes, Xylariales, Xylariaceae. The record is from the annotation of a GenBank genome assembly.
AUGACGUUUCCCGGCGCUGCACGACGAUUACUAAGGGCGCUGCUGGUGUCCGAGCCUGCCGAGUCCACUAACCGUGCCGGCGCCGAUCCUUCCGCUGCGGGUUUCGAGCUCGAGCUUUGGCCGCGACGACGCCAAACUUCAACAUCUUCAGUCACAUCGACCACUCUGGCGCAACGGAAGACGGAAUACCAAUUGGAUAUCAACGAAAGAGGGAACGAGAUUCUGACAACUGCACGCCCCACACACGAUAUCGACGACACUCAAUUAGAACCGAUUGCAUCGACCGCGCCUGCUACUUGCGAAACCCCGAAGACGAUACCCUCGGCAAGACCAUUUUCCAUCCGCACCAUCAGCCGCGCGGGCUCAUUCGCAAGUUCCUGUAGCUCAACCAGCAGCUCCGUCUCUGGCAGCGCCAGCUACACCCUCAGCCGGAAGAACAGCUGGGCUAGCGCCAGCAGCAGCGAGGAGGAAACACCAGUCAGGGCGGCGCACCUGCAACACUACCACCGGCACAAGGGCCGAACGCAGCCGAGUCGGCGGACCGAGGCAAGCGAGGGCUGCUGGAGGGAGUUCUGGCUCUAA